ACUGCACGUUGUUACGGCUGUAUACAUCUAUUAUUACGUCGCUAUAUGAAGACAUUGAUUAUAACAUAACGCUACUAGAAAAGUUAUUUCAUGAGCAUAGUGGUUAGUUGUUGUGUCACUCUAAUGGCUAGCUAACCGUAGUGAGCUAACGGGCAGGCAGAGAUGUUUGCAGACUUGUAAUGCAGGUAGCGUUAGCUUAGCAAAUGGUGAGCUAGUUAUUCUCUUGUUUACUGGUCAUGUAAUUAGUCAACACGUCAUUAUAACAUGGCUGAAUCCAAGGAAGGAACUCAGACGGAGGUAACAGACGGAGAGUCAAUGGAAGCUGUUUCAGAGCCGGGAGCAUCAGUGGAUGUCGGAGACCCAGAGCUGGUUCACGCAGCUUCUCAUAGACUCUCUGAACAUGGAGAGGAGGAUGCCUUUGUUGCUGCUUCAAAAGACAUGGAAAGUAAAGAAAUUGAACAUAAAGAAACUUUCUCCCCAGAAGAGACUGUCAACAGAGUUUUGGUUCACGGUGGUGAGCCAAGUAGCACCUCAGAGUCAGAAAGAGAAGAAGGUCCUGAGGUGAAAACUGAGGAAGAGUUUGAGUUGAAUGAAGACAAUGUGCCAGUAAAGGACAACAGCUUAGAAGAAAAUCCUGCAGGACCGAAUGUGAGCGAGGAAACAAAUAUGCACAAGACUUCUGAAGAAAUAACAAACACAGACAUAAAGAUGGACCCAGACAUUGACACUACAGAGGACAUCGACACACAGCAGGAGAAGGAGUCUCCUGGCAGUAAAUUGAGGGUUUCUACAGUGGACGACCUUGAUGAGAUGAUGGACAUUGGUACAGUGGAUCAGGUGGAACAGGAAGCUCAGAUGAAAGAGGAGCAAGAGAAUCAUUUGAUGGACGUGGAUUGCAGCCGUUCACCUGCCAUUUUAAAUACAGUCUCAGUGGCAGAGGACAGUAACUCUGUUGAGGAGGAAGUCGAUGUGAAACCCCCUGUAUUACCACUACCUGCAGAGGAGGAGCAGGAAGUGAAGGAAGUGAAAGUGGCUUUAGAGUUGAUUCGGUCCAGCUCAUCUCUGUCGUCUGAAGCCACGGCCAGUACAGGAAGAGACAGCUCAUCACCAGCGUCCGUAAUGAACGGGAUGAAAGUAGUUAAGCUGCCAAUACCAAGAUUAGAUACUGUAAGUGAAAGCGCUACAACUCAGCCAAUCAAGUCGUCUCCUUCACCGCCUUUGGUCAAGGUGAAGGAUGAGCCUAUAGAUGACGAGUAUGAUCAAGCUCUGAUAUCUUCUACAGCUACAGCAAACGUGAAGGAUGAGCCCAAUACUGCACAGGAGGACUUGAGGAUCGGAUCGGUCUUCUCUGUGACUCCUGCUGCUGAAGCACAGACGCUGCCCAUUGUCAACCCCUCAUCACUGCACAUGUCCUGUUCCCAUUGCAAGAAGAGCCUGAUGAAAGGACAGACAGCUUUCCAGAGGAAGGGCUCCCCGGCACUCUUCUGCUCCACCGCCUGUCUCACCACGUCUCUGCCCACAGCCAAGGGAGUCACGAAGAUCUGCCACAACUGCCAAAAGUUGAUAUUUCGGCCUCAGGAUGUCAUUCUGGCUCCAGAUGCUAAAGGCACCAUGAAGGAAUUCUGCAGCCAGAACUGCCUGACCGCCUUCAACUACAAGAAAAACACCUGCAACUACAAAAGAACAUCACAACAAAUUGCACCUCAGUCCCUCUGUAGCAUGUGCACCAGAUACUGCAUUAGUAAACACGAGGUGAUCCUGAGCGGUGCUGUCCACAAGAUCUGCAGUGACGCCUGCUUUAACCGCUUCCGAACAGUAAACAACCUUUCUAUGGCCGGCUGUGCAAACUGCGGCUCCUACUGCCACAACAAACCCCUCAUGCUGAAGAUGGAAGACGGCAACAAAACUCUGUGCAAUGCAGAGUGUCUGGCCAAGUACAAAGAGAACACAAAGAAAACCCAGCCUUGCACGAUGUGUCGCACGACCCGCUUGCUGGUAGAAAUGGUUGACAACAAAAACAGUGAUGACUCUGUGAACCUCUUCUGUAGCAGCAGCUGUGUGAUGGCAUUCAAGGUCCAGUCUGUCAGUGCAUCAGGUGCUCGGUUGAAUUGUGAUAGUUGUGGGAAAAACACAGUCCCGGCCUACCACCUGGCCAUGUCAGAUACCUCCAUCAGGAACUUCUGCACUCUACCUUGUGUCAUGGCUUUUCAGGAAAAGUUCAAGAAGUCCCAGAAACAGGUGAAUGUUUUUACCAAGUUGCCAAUCGGAUCCACCCAAAUCCAGAGCAUCACUCCUACCCAAGCUCUGCAAGACUUCCCCAAAGGGCCACUGAAGCUGAACUGCUCCCAGUGUGCCCGCAACGUAGCUUUUAAACCUGAACUCAUCCAGAUCGAGGACAAGAUAGUUUUCGUGUGUAGCGUGGACUGUGCUCACGAGUUCAAGAAAGACAACUAUGUGACGAGCCUGUGUGAAUACUGUAAGAUCGAAAGGAUCACCAAAGACGCCAAGAGAAUAAACAACAGAGACUGCUUCUUCUGCAGCGACGGCUGUAAGCUCCUCUUCAGACACGACCAGACCAAAAACUGGGGGAAACACUGUCACUCCUGCGUCUACUGCCACAGUGUAUCCAAGAAGUUGGUGACGGCACAGUACGGAGGCUCGACGGAGGAGUUCUGCUCUGACGAUUGCCGGUCCAAAUACACCAUGCUCUUCUGCCAUGUUGCAAAGUGUGACACGUGCAGCCGCAAAGGAAAACUGAAGCAGAGUCUUCCCAUGCUGGGAGAAGUCAAACACUUCUGUGACCUGAGUUGUCUGCUACAGUUCUGCUGUGAUAAAGUGGCCGCACAGGGCGAGAUCAUCAAAGGUACAGCGGAGGCCACACCCGUCAUCGCCAACGUCAUCUCGCUUGCAGGGACUCCAGUAGGGAAAUCAAAUGCUUCCGACAGAACUGCUCAGCACACAAACACAGGCACACUCUUUCAAUCAAAGAACUCUGGACAUAUCAGUAUUCAGACGGAUACGGUGAAAGUUCAUUCUCCUUCUGGCCCAAAAAUCCUGAAGAACAAGGCGGUGCUCUGCAGACCGCUGGUGCAGAACAAAGGGGUUUCCUGCAGAACGCAGACAGUCGAUGUCGAAUCACAGACAGACGACAUCUUUCCUAAAAUCAUGAUCGUUCCUGUCCCAGUGCCGGUGUAUGUUCCUGUACCCAUGAACUUGUACAGCCAGUAUACCCCCAAACCUGUGGGCCUGCCAUUACCGGUGCCUGUACCCAUGUUCCUUCCUGUGACAAUGGACAGCGCUGAACGCAUCUUGGAAACCAUCCAGGAGAUCAAGCAAAAGAUCCCUUCUGACCCCUUUGAGGCAGAGCUCAUCCUCAUGGCAGAGAUGGUCGCAGAACAACAUGAGAAUAAUGACAAAGAGGAGAGACCAAAGGAGAAAGUGGAAAGAGAGAGAGCGAUACAAGAAGCAGCAGCUCCAGUAGACCACGGCAGUAACUACAGUGUCGACUUGGACACCGAGGACUUGGCCAGUUUCCUCAACAACUGGGAGGACGUCUCUGAUGCAGGUUUCAGGUCUCCCAGUCGAGACCCGAUUUUAGACAUUCCUGCAGGCCUGACUAAUGAGCCUUACUCUGAGCCCCAACUUCCCAUGGACCUCGAAGCGGACGUCACUGUCGAAACUCUGGAGAGGAUGGCCCGGUUGAGAGAGCAGUCUAAGCGAUCCCCGAGCCCUCCGCCUGCUGCUUCACGACGACGACAAGCUCACAGGAAAGCCAGAGAAAAGAAGGGUCGUAAGUCCCAACGGUCGUCGUCUAAGACAGUUGAAGCGUCGACGACGCACAAGGCCGUGGCUGUAGAGGUCCCAAAACUGAAGAGUCAAUAUGGAGUUGACGCCUGGAAGCGAUGGAUCCAGUGGAGGCAAACUCAACCCAACCUGGAGAAACCACGCUUCGGUUCUCGUCCCAUAGAGUUGAAGGAGGAUGUUCUUAGCUGCACUACUGCGGAGCUGAGCUACGGACUUUGUUCUUUCAUUGCUGAGGUGAAACGACCCAAUAGAGAGCCGUACUCCCCCGACACCCUCUUCUACCUCUGCCUCGGCAUUCAACAGCAUCUGUUUGAGAACGGUCGUGUAGAGAACAUAUUCAUGGAUCGGUUCUACAGCAAGUUCUCCACUGAGUUCACUAAUAAUCUGAGAGAUUUCAAACCCUCAAUCACAGCAGCUGGUUAUAUCCACUCCCGUGUGGAGGAGGAGUUUCUGUGGGACUGUAAACAGUUGGGGGCGUACUCCCCCAUCGUCCUCCUCAACACUCUGCUCUUCUUCUGCUGCAAGUACUUUGGCUUCACCACGGUGGAGCAGCACCGCCAGCUGUCCUUCGCUCACGUCAUGCGCUGCACCAAAACUAACCAGAACAACACCAAGACCACCUUCCUGCGCUUCUACCCCCCAAUAUCCAUAAACGAGGCAGAGCCAGAUCCAGAGGUUCCUGCGAAGAGGCGUAAGGAGGAGGAGAGUAAAGAGGAUAUCCUGGAGAUGAUGGAGAACACAGAGAACCCCCUCCGCUGUCCAGUCAGACUCUACGAGUUCUAUCUCUCCAAGUGCUCGGAGUCCGUCAAGCAGCGCACCAACCUGUUCUACCUUCACCCAGAGCGCUGCUGCGUCCCCAACAGCCCCCUGUGGUUCUCCUCCGCCCUUCUGGACGACAGCACCAUGGAGAGCAUGCUCAUCCGCAUCCUCACUGUCAGAGAGCUGCAUCUCGGGGCGAAGAAAGAUGGAGGGAUAGAGCAGAAGAAACUCGAUGAUCCAUCAUUUAUACCUGCCGAGGAGGAAGAUGAAGAUGGGGAUUCAGAGUCAUGAAGAGCAGAAGUGACCUUAAUUUGGUGCAGCAGCUUGUGGUGUAAAUGUUUGUAGAUAAACUGAAAUGUUCAUUUAAACAUGGCCCAAUAUACAGAAAGAGACAGAAUAAAUCUCUCACAUGCAUAACUACAAUGUGCAGAACUGUAAAGAAAGUCAUACUUCCUAAACCACAUGUUGUGUGGUUGGGACUUUGGAUCUGAGAUGCAAGACUCGGCUCAGAAUCCAGACUAACUACUGCUCAGCAGGACACGUAGCUGUCUUUCUGAGUUUUGUUUGCUGAAUGGUUGCUUCUCCUGGAUAAUGCUACUUGUUUUGUCCUUGUAUGAAAGAGCUAUAAUGAAAAACUAUUUAGAUUUCUGUCCAGAAGACAAAGUGAAAACAGCUUUCUGUGAUGUAGAAGUAAAUUGUCGACCAUCAUGUUGUAAGACAAACCUGCCAUAUAGUUUGAUUUCUUAACAAUGCAUCAAUGCCAUGAUUUGGUGUCAGUCAAAGAGCACAUGCUUUUGCACAUUUUUCAAAUUUUUGGAAUUUCACUUCAUAACAACAUAAUUCCUGGAAUUCACAGAUUUGAUUAUACCAAAGUCUAUCAUAAUUGUGGCUUAUUCCAUUAUAUCUGCUGGUAGGUCUUUAGUUCAUUUUCUAGAGGCUUCUCCAACUUGUAAAAUGAAAAAAAAUAGAGUUUACACAAAAGAUUUAAUUCUUCAAAUAAUCUGUCUCUGAAAGGUCUGGUCCUUUUGCCUAAAUAAUAUAAAUUGACAGAUUUUGUUCACCAGUGUCCAAUUGAUGGGAUUAAAAUAAUAAUUUGGAAUUGAUUUGAGUACAUUUAAGAAAAUAAUGUUGAUUAAUGUAUCACUGUUUAAAGAGGCUGACAACUUUCAUGCCAUUUGGAAAAAUUUCACAAUUUAACCUUUUGUUAACUGAAUGCACUGAAAUGAAUAGUUUUGAGUGUUGGCAUUGUUUUGGACAUGCUGUUUUCUCGAAGCGUCAAGUGUCCUCUGAUACAUUGACUUUGCAUAACCAUGUUAUCUCAAAAAUAAAAUGCAAAUAUACUGUCUCUUCAUGUAUAUCUUGGUUAUAUUAACCCCCAUUCCUUAAAGUAUGGCUGCCAAUGUGUAUUUUCUAUUGUAUGUUGUUUUUGAAUAAAACCAUUUCAAAACGUA
Molecule: messenger RNA, 6014 nt
Organism: Cottoperca gobio
Lineage: Eukaryota; Metazoa; Chordata; Actinopteri; Perciformes; Bovichtidae
Product: zinc finger MYM-type protein 4-like
Exons: 27
Coding region: 265-4854 (1529 amino acids)
Source: RefSeq, a predicted model, not a curated record